Messenger RNA from Clupea harengus (Atlantic herring), 4665 nucleotides. RefSeq names its product proline rich transmembrane protein 4b (gene prrt4b). The record is from RefSeq and is a predicted model, not a curated record. Lineage: Eukaryota; Metazoa; Chordata; Actinopteri; Clupeiformes; Clupeidae.
AGAGGGAGAGAGAGAGAGACUUUUCUAGCCGUAGCUCGAGGCUUUACUGGAUUACAAAUUCAGCAGUGCACAGUGCUGAGGACAGACAGAUACAGAGACAGAGACAGAGACAGAGUAGGGCUGGUGCCGCUGGUCGCCCUGGCUACACCAUCUUCCCAAGCUUGUGGUCACCCUGUAGGAACAGUCCCAGCGAGCCUGGCAGGCUUACUGGAGAAUGGAAGGCAAUAUGUGACUGCUAGAUGUCACCAGUAGAAAGGAGCAGUAUGCUUCACUUUCACCUGACAUUACUGCUUUGCAUUUCUUGCUCACUGCCCGGCCCUCUGCAUGGUUGGUUUCCCUUCGGUUCUAACCCUCAGACUGCAGCACCACCGCAGAACAACUCUGACAAGGGGGGGACUAAUUCUUGGAACCCCUUGGCAUCUGUGAGCAAUGGAAUUGCAGUGCCCAAUCCAUUAUCACUAUUUCCCUUCAAUCCAUGGGGUAAGGCUGUGGACACACCCAUAGCAACUACCCCAGAGGUCUCUACACACUAUCCCUCCUCACCAACUCCCAGAUUGAGGACCACAUUGCCCAGGAAGACAGGGACUGUGACCCCCACACCCCAUAAUACAGUGCCCAACUAUUUCCCAGCUAAUUCCAAUGGGACAUACAAACUUCCAGAUAACACAUCAAGUCAAUCCAGUCAUGUACCCAUUCAGACAAGCACUGCCCCGACUCCUUCAUUUCAGCCGACCCAGACAACAUCACUUCAUGAAACAUCAUACAGCCUCCCCAUACAAGGUACAAAGUCUUAUCUCACAGGAACAAAAUCUCUUUCGCCCUUGCUCAGGACCAGACCACCAACAGUUAAAAAGAAACCUGUUUCUGACCUUGACUUGGACUUAUGGCCACCGAAUAACACAAGCCAGAAAGAAGUCCUCCAAAGCACAUCUGAAAUCCAUAGUAGUAACAACCAAGAAGACUGGACAACCACUGACAUUACUUCCAAAGCUGGAAGUACGGCCACAAGCAUGACACACGGUCUUCAGAGCGAUCCAACGCCAAACUCCCCAUUUGGAUUUUCACCUUCUUCUUCAUCAUCAUGGAGUCCAUUACAAACAGAUGGGCCAACUCCCGCUGCACAAACUAUUCCAAAGACAGCACCUGUCAGUACAAGCUCUCCUACAACCCAUGCGAAGGGUUAUAUUACACUAGUAUCACAACCAGCGGUCACUAUUACUCAACAGUUUGAGGAUACUGGAUCUAAAGAGGAUGAGCACCAACCUCAGGAGGGAGUUAGACCACCCAAAGGAGAGGGGAUGGGAGCGGUGCCAGAGUUUACCCCGACACCUUGGCCAGGAGACAUGUCUAAUGACAUCACUGUUACCAUGGAUCCCACUCAGACGGAUGGACCUGGAAAAGUGUUGUGGUCACCUGGCAUCAUACCAUGGCAACCGAAUGCUGAAGUCACACCCUCAUCAACGGAGGACUGGAGGACUGGUCCAACAGGCAGUGAAAUUUCUCUGCUACCAGACUGCAACACGGAGCGUUCUGGAAUCUGCAAUACCACCGAUAACUGGGCCCCCAUAUUCCCUACUCACAAGGACACUGCGAACACCACCACAUUGGUCUACAACCAGUCCAGUAAUGCCCUCCUGGUGCCAGCCUCGCCCAUGCUUGUAGCUCUCCACUCUGACUGGAACAGUGCCAUGGCAACUUGGGGCCUGGCUUGGGAGGCGCAUGUUUACGGCCUGGGCGUGCUGUUCUCUCUGGUCGCCCUCGCUUCUGCACUGAACCUGCUCUGUCUGCCUCUGCGCUGCCCCUCAGGAUGUGGCUACUUUGCUCUGGUCAGCAUCUUCCUGCUGGCGGCUGGCGGCAGCAGAGCCUUUGCCCUGCUGUACGACGCCUAUGGGCACCAGGACCGACUGGCCUCCGCCGAGGCCUCCCUGGUGCUGUACGAAGCUCCCUUCCCCUGCCUGACUGCAGCGUUCGGCCUGGUCUUUCUCCUGCUCUCCAUGCGCUCCAGGAUGCAGCUCUCCUACUCAGCCUUCCAAAGGCCCUGCUGUCUGGCCUGCCUGGUGCUGCUCCACUUCACGGCUGCAUUCGGCCCCAUGACCCUCCUCAGCACAGACGACCAGCAGGGGGCGUCCCUGUGCCUCUUCCUCUCCCUGGUCUCCAGAGGGGCUUUCGUUGCCCUGGCUUCAUUUCUGUCUGCUGCUUACUUUGUGUUCUACUGUUACGUACGCGCCGACUCCAAGCACAUAUACCACCUCAACAACACCUCCCCCACUCCAGCCGAGCGCUACAACCGCUGUCCCUUUGCAGAGAGCCGUGACUGGGAGCGAGCAGCGGCUGCAGUCUUCCUCUCGGCGGUCCUCUCCCUAGCCUGUGCUGGCCUGCAGCUCUACGCCAUGCUUCAUGCCAUGGGGUUUGCUGGUGGUCCGGAGGUCUUUACGCCCUGGCCCUGGUGGUCGUUUCAGCUCAGCUGUCGGAUCUGUGAGGCUGGAGUGUGCCUCACCCUGGCCCUGGUGGUGGCACAGCCUGUUUACUGCUCCGACCACCUGCCACAGCCGGGGAACUGCUGGACAGAACUACUGGCUGCCAAAUCUCCCAUCCUUCCAGGGAGCUACCACUGGAACUUGAACCACCAAGAGAAGCUGGCCAUCUGUGACACUAUUGGACACGGGGAGACAGAGUGCCUUCCUCUGUAUUCACUGGUUGAUGAGCGAAUGGGUAGCAGUCUAAAUGGGCUAGACCUUUUAUAUCAUAGCAACCGUGCCCUGGCCUAUCGAGAUUUUGACCUUGACCCACCUGGUGCGGUUCCAGACACGAGGGAGUCAUCCUGUGGCAGUGACUCCACCACUGACCUCCGACCCCCGUCACCCAUCAACCUGCGGCGCAGCAUCGACGAGGCUCUCUUCAGCGAGGACCUCUUUCCCAUGAGCCUCUUCAGUCCUCUCAGGCCCUUCAGCUUCAGCUUCGGCCCUGAUUACUCCGUGUCCACGCGUGACACCCUGAUGGCUCAGUCCAGCUGCACCCUGCCACUCCGGGAGAACCUCCCCUCAGACCCAGGUCUCUUCCGGACCUCCUCCUGUAUGGAGAUCCUCCCCCAAGCCUCUCACCCCAACCAUGCCCAAAAGGAAGCCUCCCAGAUGGGCUUAGCACCUUCCCGUUCCCCCUCCCCUGCGUCGUCCUCCUGCUGUUCCUCCCCUGAAGGCUGGCGCGGAGGGUCCAGCACCUCUUCUCUGUACAGGCCGUCUCUGGCUGGCUCAUCCUUAGUCCUCUGCUCCAGUCCUGAGUUGAACCCCCGGCCUUCGUCUCUCAGCAGCAGCUCGGGGCGUGCACUGCCCUCGGACCACCAGAGACAGUACCGCAAUCUGGACUUGGCUUCACAGGAUAGCCUAGACAUGCCUUCAGAGCUGGAUCAAUCUGUCCAGGAAGAGUUUAAAAGUGUGUGCAGACAGAUAGACGCACUGAGCAUCUGUAGCGAAACCAUUGACUUGUAAAGGGUGCAUUUAGUUUCUACAUGUACACUGACACAAAUAAGCACAGAAUUAAGAAGAAAACUAUGUAUAAAUACGGUAAUGUAGAAGUGAAUGAAUCAAUAGACGGUCAAAAGUGCUAAAGCAAGGAUCGUUUGAGUGUUGAAUGAAGGCUCUUACCAAAUGUAAAGGUGGAUUGUAUGCCUACAGUUCAUAGUGCAGUCUAGCUUGUCUAAUUAACAUUAAUGUAGACUAAAGAUCUGUUAAAAAUGUUAAAAUUUGGUUUGGACAAGGAUUUUAAACUUAGGGUGUCUUUGCAGUUGUCAUAUGUUGGGUACAAAGCGUGUGUCUUGUCCUUUCUUUCUUAUCGGGGAGAUACUUUCGAGCUUAAGGAGCUCUUAAGAUGUUCCUCAGUCCAUGAACCCACACCUAAAAUUUUCAGACACAAACAAUUUUUUACAAAAACAUUUUACAGGUUAAUACAUCUCUAGAUUGCUCAGAUAGGAAGACUGAUGCAGGUGAAUUGUACGUGCAUAGAGUGCCACAAAGUUCUGAAAGCCAAGAAUAAUUUUGUAAAAAGUUUGUAAAAUGUAAAACUGUAGGAUGCCAACAUUUGUAAACUUUUUUGAAAGUUUCAGAUAAGUGUGAUUGUUGAGAAUUGUAAACCUGUUUGUACAAAACAUUUUUAUAUUCUACAUAAAGAAUACUGUGACUGAAUAACUACUGAAAUAUUAUAUACAUUUAAAUUGUAAUAGAAUUGAAAGGCAUCAUCACACUUUAUAUAAAUAUACAUAUUUAAUGCACUACAGGUAAAAUUACUUCAUUUUAGCUUUGUAUGCUUUCAUACUGCUUGACAAUAGUGUUGCUUUGCUUCAUAGAGAAGACAUGUACAAUAUUUUGUCGCAUUAUAUCGCCCCCUUCUGGUGGCAUUGGGAACAUGCUGCCAAAAACAGGCAGCUAGAUUUGCAUUGACUGUACUCUCAGAUGGGUCAUACCUUUGAAUAUGAAUGAUGUGCUAAUUGUCUGCCAAAAUUUAUAAUGUCCUCUUAAUAUUCUUAGCCAAAAGUAACAAAGAUGUGAAUUUCUACAUUUUUAGUGUGCAUGUUAUUUUCUAGACCUGCUGGUGAAAGGCCAUAUUGAAAGGAUAUCAGUGAUGCCAACUAAUGGAUUCAUUGCAAAUAUAAUAAAAUGCUAAAUCUUCCAA